GUGUUGGGGUUACCCCGAUACUGUAGCGCCUCGGGAAUGUUUGCGGUCUGCGGAGGCCCGCACGGCCUGUUUCCACACCACCAUGCGAUUGCGCGCCGCUGCAGCGCGUGAGGGCCAGCUCUAACACUGUCUUGGCGAUGAUUGCUGGCCGUCUUGACUGCCCGUACAUAGUCCACUGUUGUAACAGGCAUGUACGGACUGGAUUGGACUUUUUUUUUGAUAACUUCCGCGUUACCAUGUGGGGUAAAGUUUUCGUGUUGUGUGUGGCGGUGGUAAGCGCCGCUGCAAGCCGCUUGCCCAAUGCCGAUGAGUUAGAGCUGCUUCUUAAAUCUAGUGAAUUUGGUUUAAGACAUUCUGAUAAUAUCCUUGAAGAUGCUCGUUUGGAUGUGCCCGGACUUAUUGAAAAAUAUGGAUAUCCCUUGGAAAUCCAUACAGUCACGACUAGCGAUGGCUACAUCCUGAAUAUGCAUCGUAUUCCGCACGGUCGGGAUCGGAACACGGACCCUAGUGUUAAGAAGCCGGUUGUUUUCUUGAUGCAUGGGCUGCUUUCAUCUUCGGCUGAUUGGGUAUUGAUGGGACCUGGCACUGCCUUUGGUUACCUUUUGGCUGAAGCCGGUUACGAUGUCUGGAUGGGCAACGCCCGUGGAAACACAUAUUCGCGCCGGCAUAUUAGGCUUCGCCCCGAUGCCAUAUUCAACACGGAUUUCUGGGAUUUCUCUUGGGAUGAAAUUGGAAACAUUGACUGCCCUGCCAUGAUCGACUACAUACUAGCACUCACUGGCAACGACAGACUUCACUACAUUGGCCACUCCCAAGGAACUACUUCUUUCUUCGUUAUGGGUUCUCUUCGGCCAGAUUACAACGAUAAGAUCAUAUCCAUGCACGCCUUAGCACCGUCUGCGUAUUUCGCCAACAGCCAAAAUCUCUUAUUGAGAGCGAUUGCUCAAUUUACCAAUCCACUAGAUAGUCUGGCUCGUAUUAUCGGUUUGGGUGAAUUCAUGCCCAAUAAUGUCAUUAUGGCAUGGGCUGGUCAGGCCCUGUGCAUGGAUGAAGUGAUUUUCCAACCGAUUUGCUCCAACAUUUUGUUCCUAUUGGGUGGGUGGAAUAAUGAAGCCCAGCAUAAUGCGACAAUGUUUCCAGUGAAGCUAGCCCACACUCCUGCGGGAGCUUCUACGAGGCAGUUAGUACAUUACGGUCAAAGUGUGAAAGACAAAACGUUCAAGCGUUUUGACCACGGUUCGUUAAAAAAUAGGAGACUUUACGGCAGCUACAGAGCACCUGCGUACAAUCUUCGAAGAAUUACAGCCCCGGUCUUUAUUCACUACUCUACCUCGGACCCGUUGGCACAUGUUAACGAUGUUCAAAGACUGUUUAAUGAACUUGGCAGACCCGUAGGCAUCUUCCGGAUUCCUGAUCCCAAUUUCAGCCAUCUUGACUUUAUUUGGGGAAUAGAUGCCAAAACUCAUGUAUAUGACCGAGUUAUAAAUUUGCUACAAUCCAUGGAUAUACACGGUUAACGACAAGCUUCCGGGCGAUUUUACAAUCGUUUAGGAAAACGACGGUGAAUUCAAAAUCUUUUUGAGUGGUCAAGGUUCCACCUUUUAGAGUUUACCGUUAUUUUCUUCUAGGUUAACUUUCAUGUUGAAGGUUGAUGAUUCGCCAAUUCCAGAGAUGUGUUGGAUUUAAUAAAUACUUAUUGUUGAUUUACAA
Messenger RNA from Leguminivora glycinivorella, 1710 nucleotides. RefSeq names its product lipase 3-like. The record is from RefSeq and is a predicted model, not a curated record. Lineage: Eukaryota; Metazoa; Arthropoda; Insecta; Lepidoptera; Tortricidae. Gene Ontology annotation, molecular function: hydrolase activity, acting on ester bonds. Gene Ontology annotation, biological process: lipid metabolic process.